AUCGAAUACGCCUCGUGUUUCUGGCAACUCCGACAAGCAACACCGCCCUUCUCCGCCCUCCCUCUCCCAUACAUCUACCAUGGCGCCGCGCACGGCAAUUGCUCGCACCGCACGGGCAGCUCUGCAGGCGACGAGAAGCAGCGGACAGAGCAGCACCAAUGCGGCGCGUGCAUUCACAAUGUCAGCAUACCGGGGCAAAGAGCUUGCAGGAAAUAUCGGCGACCUGCCCAACAUGCGCCAUGCUCAGCGGAAUCCACAGGGCAGGCUGGAGGCGCCCAUUGUCAACCCGGCAGACAAAUACCAGGACAAGGCGCAAAGCCUGCACGCAUACGGCCAAUACUUGAUGUCAUGUCUGCCCAAGUACAUUCAGCAAUUCUCGGUCUGGAAGGACGAAUUGACCAUCUACAUCCCUCCAUCCGGCGUCAUCCCGACUUUCUCUUUCCUUAAAUACCACACAGCCGCCGAGUUCACAAUGGUGGCGGACAUUACUGCCGUUGACUAUCCCACGCGAGACCAGCGAUUUGAGGUUGUUUACAAUCUGCUUUCCGUCCGCCACAAUGCCCGAAUUCGGGUAAAGACCUAUGCCGAUGAGGCCACACCUGUACCAUCCAUUACGAGCUUAUACGACGGCGCCAAUUGGUACGAGCGAGAAGUCUACGAUCUGUUUGGAGUCUUCUUCGUGGACCACCCAGACCUGCGACGAAUUAUGACAGAUUACGGUUUCGACGGACAUCCACUGCGGAAGGACUUUCCAUUGACGGGGUACACUGAGAUCAGAUACGACGAGGAGAAGAAGCGAAUAGUGGUGGAGCCGUUAGAAUUGACACAGGCAUUCAGAAACUUUGAGGGAGGUACUUCGGCUUGGGAACAGGUUGGACCAGGACACGACCGAAAGCCAGAUACGUUCAAACUACCCACACCGAAGCCGGAGCCACCAAAGGAGGAAGAGAAGAAGAAGUAGUGAGUUUUGUUGCAGCAUCCUGAGCACUGUAGAGAUAUACCUGUACAUACAGAUCAAAAAGACGCUCGGAGCGAGUCC
Molecule: messenger RNA, 1039 nt
Organism: Pseudocercospora fijiensis CIRAD86
Lineage: Eukaryota; Fungi; Ascomycota; Dothideomycetes; Mycosphaerellales; Mycosphaerellaceae
Exons: 3
Coding region: 80-961 (293 amino acids)
Molecular function (GO): NADH dehydrogenase (ubiquinone) activity
Source: RefSeq, a predicted model, not a curated record